Molecule: messenger RNA, 4225 nt
Organism: Ochotona curzoniae (black-lipped pika)
Lineage: Eukaryota; Metazoa; Chordata; Mammalia; Lagomorpha; Ochotonidae
Gene: ZNF668
Product: zinc finger protein 668
Exons: 2
Coding region: 852-2732 (626 amino acids)
Biological process (GO): regulation of transcription by RNA polymerase II
Molecular function (GO): RNA polymerase II cis-regulatory region sequence-specific DNA binding; DNA-binding transcription factor activity
Source: RefSeq, a predicted model, not a curated record
GCUGAGUGAGCACUCCUUAAGUGGAUCUGCCUUAAUCCUCUUUCCUUUAUCCUCUAGGGAGGAUGAGCUGGUGUUAAGACUAAUGCAGCGGCUAAUCCUAUUGCCGCCAGCCAUGAUCCCCAGGGAGUCACUAAGGGGAGUGGGUACUGGGCUCUGGACCAAGAAGUAGGGGACCUCAGCUAGAGCUGGGGACCAUGCCUGGGAGGCUGCUCCCCACCAGGAAACACCCAUGGGUUAGGAACCAGAAAGAGGCCUCUGCCAGCAGUGGCUCAGGCCACUUCACCAGCUCUAUGGGAACUGGCCAACAGAUUCCAGAGCUGAGGGUGGACCAAGAUUCCUGUCUGGGGUGGAGUCCCAGCUGCACAAGGCAGGAUUCUGGGUGAACAGUUGCUAUCUCCCAGAGCUAACUCAACAGACAGGAAAGUCAAUACUUAGAUGCUAGGGACCUUUAGCUUCCAGACAGAGCCAAGCACAUGAAGCCCACACCUAGGAGUCCUCUAUGUCUGCAGCCUCGCAGGGACCCUGCGAGGUGAGAUGCUGAGAUGGAAGGAACCUAGGCCUUCUGGGAAUAGCCGCGGCUUUUGAAAAAUCUGAGAGCUUGGGGGAGUUUGGUAACCCCAACCCCUCUGAUGUCAGCUGGCCCCAGUGCUUUCAUCAGUGAACAAAUCAGAUGAGCACAGUGGGGGAGGCAGGAUGGAGUUGGGGCCCCUGGUGGGUGCUGCUGCAGUCUAGAGGGGCAGUGCAGAUGAGAUGUGUUCUUUGGGUGACCCUGAAAGAGUGAGAAGGCGUGAAGGGAUGUGGCUUCCAGCUGACUUUCCUUCUCUUGCAGAGAAGCCUUGCCCACCAAGGUCAUGGAGGCAGAGGUGGCAGAGGCGGCUGAGGCGCGGUCUCCAACCCUGGGCUACAGGCGUGCAGGUCGUCGAUACAAGUGCCUGUCCUGCACCAAGACAUUUCCAAAUGCUCCUAGGGCAGCGCGCCAUGCUGCCACGCACGGGCCUGCAGACGAUGCAGAGGAGGCUGCCGAGGUGAAGCCAAAGCCAGAAACAGAACCCAAGGCCGAGGAAGCCAGCGGGGACAAGGUGUCAGGCUCAGCGGCUAAGCCUCGACCCUAUGCGUGCCCACUGUGUCCUAAAGCUUAUAAGACAGCCCCUGAGCUGCGCAGCCACGGGCGCAGCCACACAGGUGAGAAGCCCUUCCCGUGCCCCGAGUGUGGCCGCCGCUUCAUGCAGCCCGUGUGCCUGCGCGUGCACCUGGCCUCACAUGCUGGCGAGCUGCCCUUCCGCUGUGCGCACUGCCCCAAGGCCUAUGGAGCACUCUCUAAGCUCAAGAUCCACCAGCGUGGCCACACGGGCGAGCGACCCUACACCUGCGCUGACUGCGGCAAGAGCUUCGCUGACCCCUCAGUGUUCCGCAAGCAUCGGCGCACACAUGCCGGCCUGAGGCCCUACAGCUGCGAACGCUGUGGCAAAGCCUACGCCGAGCUCAAGGACCUGCGCAACCACGAGAGGUCUCACACUGGUGAGCGCCCGUUCCUGUGCUCCGAGUGCGGGAAGAGCUUCUCCCGCUCAUCCUCGCUCACCUGCCACCAGCGCAUCCAUGCUGCGCAUAAGCCCUAUCGCUGCCCGGCCUGCGGCAAGGGCUUCACACAGCUCAGUUCCUACCAGAGCCAUGAGCGCACACACUCGGGGGAGAAGCCCUUCCUGUGCCCGCGCUGUGGCCGCAUGUUCUCUGACCCCUCAAGCUUCCGGCGCCACCAGCGCGCACACGAGGGCGUGAAGCCAUACCGCUGCGAGAAGUGUGGCAAGGACUUCCGGCAGCCUGCAGACCUGGCCAUGCACCGGCGUGUACACACGGGCGAUCGGCCCUUUAAGUGCCUGCAGUGCGACAAGACGUUCGUCGCAUCUUGGGACCUCAAGCGGCAUGCACUGGUGCACUCGGGCCAGCGGCCCUUCCGCUGCGAGGAAUGCGGGCGGGCCUUUGCCGAGCGUGCCAGCCUUACCAAGCACAGCCGCGUGCACUCCGGGGAGCGGCCCUUCCACUGUAACGCCUGCGGAAAGUCCUUCGUGGUGUCGUCGAGCCUGAGGAAGCACGAGCGGACCCAUCGCAGCAGCGAGGCGGCAGCAGCAGCGGCCCCACCACAGGAGCUGGUGGUGGGGCUGGCACUGCCCAUGGCCGUAGCGGGUGAGGGCCCUACCGCCCCUGCCCCAGCUGCGGGGAUAGCGGAGCCUCCGGCUGGGCUGCUAGAGCUGCCCCCAGAGUCAGGAGGUGUGAUGGCCACACAGUGGCAAGUGGUGGGCAUGACAGUGGAGCAGGUGGAGCAAGUGGGAUGCCCAGAUGGCGGAGUCGGGGAGGCCCCGGGUCCCUUAGGAGGGUCCUGUGAGGCAGGGGGUGAAGAGGCUGAGGAGAAGCCACCACAGUUCACAUGCCGUGAGUGCAAGGAGACCUUCGUGACGCUGACGCUGCUGCGGCGGCAUGAGCGCUCCCACCCGGAGCUGCGGCCCUUCCCCUGCAGCCAGUGCGGCAAGAGCUUCUCCGACCGGGCUGGGCUGCGUAAGCACAGCCGCACACACAGCUCCGUGCGCCCCUACACCUGCCCCCACUGCCCCAAGGCCUUCCUGAGCGCCAGUGACCUGCGCAAGCAUGAACGUACCCACCCUGUGCCCACUGAGACCCCUGCACCCUUAGAGCCCCUGGUGGCCUUGCUGGGAAUGCCUGAGGAGGGGCCAGCCUGAAGUGCAUGGACCUCUUUGUCCACCACGCUCCCAGGAGCCCAGCCCCACAGGGUGCCUCCACUCUCUUUGUGCCCCCAGGCAGACAGCCCACCUGUGCUACUAUGGAGGGACCUAGUGGAAGCUGGCAGCCACAGCGCUCUCCUGGCCUCAUCAUUAAAGCUUUCUCUGGACACCCGCUAGUCUCCUGUAUCCCGGUUGAGGGUGAGCAGGUGGGAAAUCUGGGCAUCAGGUGAGUUUCUUAGCGAUGCCUGGACUGGCAGAAAGUACAUACAGUGUCUGGGGAAUGUCUUGUAACAGGGGUUCCAUGGCCCAAGUGCAGAUUACCUGUGUCCUUCUUGGGGACCCUGCAGUGAACAGACUGAUUUAGCUGUGUACAGCCCAGUCUUAGCUGACCAUGGAAACCACUUGACUGAGUAGUUCUGCUCCUAUCCUUAUCCUGGUCGUGCACGCUGCCACAAGAAACCAGAAAAUAUACUCCAAGGAAAAGGUUCCCAGUCAGAACACAACUACGCAGGAAUACACCUUGUAAGAAAUGUGUCGAUUGUAUGUGAAAGAAAAUGGAGUAUCAGAGAUACCUUGCCUGAAAUAUAAGGGAGACCUGAGCUGGAAGAUAUAUCAGUUGAAGAUCCAGGACUCCAAGAUCCAAAGUUCAUAUGCAGUGCAUAUUUUUAAAACCAGAUGUGAUGCUUCGUUUGAUAUCCUAUGUCCACAAACAUUUAUGCCUUGACAUGGAAACAGGAGUGUUACAAACCAACGAUGUGAGAGGGGUCUGAACAGCCCUGGAUACUUACGAUAAGAAUAGUCAUCUUCAUCCGUGGGACGUAAUAGACUUUUAAAAUAGCAUUCCCUGGAAAGCUACACAGCUAUCUAAAGUGAUUUUUCAAAGAUGAACCAAAAAUGAAAACAGAAAAACUGAGGCUCUCCACUUAGUGUAAAUUGACACAGCUUCUUGGAAGGAUUAUUUGAUGAUACUUUCCAUGUAGCAGCCUUUUGACAAAGCUGAAGCCAGAAUAAGGUCAAGUACAGCAAACUUGGGGUGACAAAGAAAUAACGUCCAUUAGGAGAGGACUGACUAAAACAGACCAGCCACUGUGAAGUGUACUCUGCAGCCACUUCUUUUUUUAAUAAGGCCUAUCUCUGUUGAAAAUGUCAAAAAGAAAAAUAUACCAACAAGGGACAAAGCUAUGUGGAUUAGUAAGCUUCCCCUGGAACCAAAUCACUCAAGUUUUCAAGUUCCUGUGGGGUAUUUCUAGAAUAUUCAAGAGCUGAACCUAGGCUAUAAUUGCUAUAAUUUUCCAACUACUUGGCUUUCGCCUAAGCCAAAACUAAACCGAAGGUUAGCGGUCCAGAAUCUCUGUUCCUGUCAGCACAUGGGAGCCACUGGCUUGGCCGUAGCAGGAAGUGUCCAACACAUGUCCAACCUCCAGCCCCACACACCAGUCAUGGAGAACACUGCAUCAUAGACCAGAACUCGGUGGUCAGCACCAGCAGCC